Gymnodraco acuticeps is the source of this 3597-nucleotide messenger RNA. Its product is annotated as structural maintenance of chromosomes protein 6-like. Lineage: Eukaryota; Metazoa; Chordata; Actinopteri; Perciformes; Bathydraconidae. Gene Ontology annotation, biological process: double-strand break repair via homologous recombination. The record is from RefSeq and is a predicted model, not a curated record. Gene Ontology annotation, molecular function: single-stranded DNA binding; damaged DNA binding. The transcript has 27 exons. Gene Ontology annotation, cellular component: Smc5-Smc6 complex; nucleus; site of double-strand break. The coding region runs from base 140 to 3403 and encodes 1087 amino acids.
CGCGAGACUUUACCGGAUAGAGAAAGCGCGAAUUCGACACACGACUCUUCUCCAAGCUGUGUCGGAGUUGUGUGUGCGGCUGCAACAGCAGCAGCAAAUUAGUUUCAGUUUCUCCCCGAAUGUAAACUAGCUGUCCAAGAUGCCCAAGAGGAAAAGCGGCUCAGCAAUUGAGGAGCCUCCAAAGCAGGUCAAUGCGGAGGAGGAAGAUGAGAGUGACAGUGACCAGGAAGAUCAUCCACAGAAUAGACAGGUGCAGGGUGUGAGUGAGGUGGCGAGUGAUGCAGGGAUUGUGGAGAGCAUCACACUGAAGAACUUCAUGUGCCACUCUCACCUCGGCCCAUUCACUUUUGGUUCAAAUGUGAACUUUGUUGUUGGCAACAAUGGAAGUGGAAAGAGUGCCGUUCUGACAGCUCUCAUAGUUACCCUAGGCGGUAAUGCACAUGCCACCAACAGAGGAUUGUCCCUCAAAGGAUUUGUAAAGGAAGGAGAAAGUUCGGCUGAUGUUUCGAUCACCCUGCGAAACAAAGGAAGGGACGCCUUCAAAUCUGAGGUGUACGGCCCAGCUAUCACUGUAGACCUGAGAAUAACACGCGAGGGGUUGAGAACCUAUAAACUGAGGAGCAAAUCUGGUCAAAUUGUCUCAACCAAAAAGGAAGAGUUGCUCUCUAUCCUGGACAAUUUUAACAUACAGGUCAACAACCCUGUUUCUGUUCUCACUCAAGAGAUGAGCAAAUACUUCCUACAUUCCAAAGGGGAAGGGGACAAGUACAAGUUUUUCAUGAAAUCUACCCAAUUGGACCAGAUGAGAGAGGACUUUGUGCACAUCAAAACCACCAAGCGUAUCACAGAAGAAAAAGUUGAGCAACAUGGUCAAUACUUGAAAGACUUGAAGCAGAAGUACCUGGAGAAAGAGGAGCGUUUCAAGAACCUGUCAUCAUUGGAUGAAAUGGAGACCAAACUAGAGGAGUUGCAGAAUCAAAUGGCUUGGGUUUUGGUGCAAGAUAUGGAGAAUGAGUUGAAGCCAUUAAAGGAGAAGCUGCAAUCAGACAAACAUUCUACGGAGAAAUACGAUGCGAAGGUGGAAGAAUGGAAGAAUAAGGUCGAAGAGGCUGAGGGGAAAUACAGACAGAUCGAGGAAAGGUUGGAGGGAAUCACACAACAAGUCCAGGAGCUCCAGCCCGAAUCUGCUCAGCUCAAGUCUGAGGCUCGGGGAAAAAAUGCCGUGUUGAACUCCAGUGAGGUCACUGUUCACAGGUGCAGGGCUCACUUGAGGGACCUGGAAAAGGACAAAGCUCAGCUGUCCUCAAGAAUAAAUGUUCUCAAGCUGAGCAUUACUCAGAAAUCAGGAGCAGAGAGCCAGGACAGAAUGGAGCGUGUGGAGCAGCUAAAGGCCGAGCUGGAAAACAUGAACCACCAGACCUCCACGCUCGAACAGCAGAUUGACCAGUAUCGGCACGCAUGUAGCCGCGCCACGGAGGAGCAAGGGAAAAUGAAGAGAGAGCAAGAUGUGUUUCAGAAGUCCAUUGACGCCAACAGAAGGAACCUGCAGAACAUGGAGAGCAGUCGCUCCAAUCGCCUGCGGCGUUUUGGAGAGCACAUGCCCGCACUCUUGACCGCCAUCGAUGAGGCUGGCAGAAAGGGACAGUUCAGGCAAAAACCCAGAGGACCUCUGGGUCACCUUAUCCGCCUGAAAGACCCGGAGCUGGCUCUGGCUGUGGAAGUGUGUCUGAAAGGCCAGCUGCAGGCCUUCACAUGUGAUAACCACGACGACGAGAAGGUGCUGCAAGGCCUCAUGUCCAAAGUUUGCCCAAAUGCCCGUAGACCUGCCAUCAUCACUAGCCAUUUCCUCCCACGUGUCCAUGACACAAGAUCACGGGCCGUGAAUCACCCCGAGUUCCCGUCCGUGCUUCACUCUCUAGAAAUUGAGGACCCUGUCGUUGCCAACUGUCUGAUUGAUCAACGGGGCAUAGAGAGCAUCCUGCUCAUUAAGAAUCAAACAGACGCUCGGCGAGUGAUGCAGGGCGGCGCCCCUCCUCGGAACUGUUCCCAGGCCUUUUCAAAGGACGGAGAUCAGGUCUUCAAUAACCGCAGUUACUCUGCUGAGCAGACUAGAGCCAACUACCUCUCUGGAGAUGUAGAGGAGGAGAUCAGGCACUUGCAGAAGGAGUUGGAGAACCAGGAAGCUCAGGCAACACGUUUCCAGCAGCAGAUGGGGAAGUUGGAUGACGACGUCAAACAGAACGAUGGGCUGCUGAGAAGGGCCCAAGUGGAGGAGAGGACUAUCAAAAACAAGGCCGCAAAGAUCAAACUGGAGCUGUCGGAGCUACAGAAUGUGGAAGAGCCUCAGUCAGAGGACCUCAAUCCCCUGGAAGAAGAGCUUCAAGAGAUCGUAUCUAAGAUCUCGUCGAAGUAUGCAGAGUGCGACGAGGCACAGGCUCAGAUGGCUGAUUGCAAGGCGGCCUAUGAGAAGGCAGAGCAGAAGUACAAGCAGCACAAAGAGCAGAUCUUCACGGCCGCAGAGGAUGCAGAGCAUGUCAAGGACGAGCUGAGUAAGACCGAUCAGGACGUGGGCAAGUGCAAGCAUCACAAGAAACACUACGACGAGAAACGCACUGCACAUCUCCGCAGCAUACAGGCGCUCGAAGGCAACCUAGAGAGCAAGGAGCAGGAACUACAGACGUCUGUGGCCAAAGCCACCGAAAUCUGUCCGGAGCGAGUGGAGGUACGAAGGACAGCCAGGAGUCUGGACAACGAGAUCAGCCGUCUCAAAGUGAAGAUCAGCACCCAGCAGAGGCAGCAGGGGAACCGUGACGAGGUAGUGAGGCAGUAUCAUGAGGCUCUGCAGAACUACAAGAACAUGGCAAUGCAAAUGAAAAACCUAAAUGGCUUCAUCCAAUGUCUCGAUGGUGUCAUGAACCAGAGACUCCAGGUGUACUCUGAGCUCAGGAGGUUCCUCUCGGCCCGCUGUAAAUAUUACUUUGACAGCACACUGGCCCAGAGAGGCUACACUGGAAGUAUGACCUUUAAUCACAAGAGUGAAACCCUCUCUAUCUCAGUGCAGCCAGGCCAGGGAAGCAGUGUGGAGUUGAGUGACAUGCGCUCUCUGUCCGGAGGCGAGCGCUCCUUCUCCACCGUGUGCUUUGUGGUCUCCCUUUGGGCCAUCACAGAGGCGCCUUUCCGCUGUCUUGACGAGUUUGAUGUUUUCAUGGACAUGGUGAACAGGAGGAUCUCAAUGGACAUGAUGCUAAAGGUGGCUUCCGGUCAGCGCUACAGACAGUUCAUCUUCCUCACACCACAGAGCAUAAGCUCUCUUCCACAGAGCAAAAAUAUCCGCAUCCUCCGUCUCAAAGACCCAGAUCGUGGCAUAAAUGAACAAAGUAGUCAAGACGGCGACGACGAGUAGUAGUUCUAAUACUAAGCUAUAUUAAAUGUUUUGUUACACUGAACCGGGUAUAUAAUGUUAAGUUCUGUUAUAUAGAGGGGGAAGGAUGGGAAUUUUGUUUAUACCUUGCCAAAAUAUUUGUUGUUAUAACUGGCACAUUUCUAAGUUAAUGAUGUUGUUUUAUGUAAAUUAAAACAAACGAGUUGGGAAAAAUA